Anarrhichthys ocellatus (wolf-eel) is the source of this 1586-nucleotide messenger RNA. Its product is annotated as coiled-coil domain-containing protein 3-like. Gene Ontology annotation, biological process: negative regulation of gene expression. The coding region runs from base 121 to 429 and encodes 102 amino acids. NCBI's taxonomy places the organism in Eukaryota, Metazoa, Chordata, Actinopteri, Perciformes, Anarhichadidae. The record is from RefSeq and is a predicted model, not a curated record. Gene Ontology annotation, cellular component: extracellular region. The transcript has 2 exons.
GAUUGGCUCGCUAGAAAAAUAUGUUGCACCUUUCCAGACAUAGUUUUCAGGCCGUGGGUGGAGAUACUCCUCUGUGUUCUACGGAUAGUAAAUAGCUGAAGCUGGAAACCACGAUGAGAGAUGCUUCUGUGCUCCUCGGUGCAGGCCGCGCUGUUCGAGGAGGAGGAGCGCGGCCGCAAGAUGCAGGAGCGACUGGCCGCGGCGGAGAGGAGGAACCGGCAGCUGAAGGAGCGCGUUCGUAAGGUGAAGCGCUCCCUGGGGAACGCCCGCAAGGCCACGCGCAAGGCCGAGCAGGAGGCCCGGGACCUGCAGCGGAGGCUGGAGGCAGCGGAGCGGAGGGCGGGGCAUCACCUCAACGCCAUAACGCAGGAGGAGCCUCCGCCCGGGCGUUACGCGAGCACGACGAUACGCAAGAGGAUGCAACUUUAACUCAAUCCCCGCCCCCCAACCUGCCACCCACCUGGACUGAAAACUGGCCGUGGAGAGCGAGAGACUGCUGGGCGGUCUCCAUGUAAAGGGAAAAGAAGUAGCAGCUGUCACAUAUGAGUAAACACACUUUUAUUAAGUCAUAAUUGACGUAGUUUACUACACCUUCUCUCUUUUGUAUCCCUGAUUACUAUGUUAUCAGAUGGCCAGGAACGUAAAAACUAAAUUACGACAAAGGAAAAUCAUGUAUCGGCCCAUUUAUGCUGACGAAGAAUUAUAUUAAAGGGCCACUCCCCCUACAUGGUCAGAUGGAGUGCUACUCGGCCUGUAAAAAACAAUUGUAUAAUAUCUUUUGUGGCUUUUGUGGAGCUUUGACAAGCCUUAAAAGUUAUGUCAUAGGGGUUAUCUUGGUAUGGGUUUGAACAAAUUUGAACGGAAAUCCUCUCAACAGAAAAUGUUCCACAUUUGGGAUCAAGACAUUUGAAAGACAUCCAGGUAGGAGGAGGCGCUCGGCAACGCCGUAGAAUGACGUUGAUGCAAUUGGAUUAAAUCGCAACUUUAAAGUUGCAGUCCAAUGCACAAACGAAACAAUGAGCUGAAAGACGCUAAAAUAGGAUGUAGAGCUGAGUGGAACUGCCGAGUUUGGUGAUAAUUCUCACAAUAAGAAACCCGUACCACGACCGACACUAAUUUGACCCACUGUUAAUAAGAAAAUAUCGAUUACAGUAAGGAUUUGAAAGAUUUGUACUCGCAAUUUAAGUCUUUUAGGUUAAGCAGCUUUUUGCAUCCAAAAACAACCAAACUUAAAUUAACCGAAUACAAAUCUAAAAAUAUAAUUCCAUGUCAUCACAGCCUGGUGAAGCACUGAUAAGAAACAUUACAUUUCAUUUUAAAGAUCUUGUGAUUUAUCGACUUUUUACCUUUGAUCGACAUAAGUGGUGUAUCUGAGAAUGAGAAUACUGCAAUGUUGCAUGAGAAGGUCCAUUUAUCAUUUACUUAAUUUGAGCUUUUUAAAGUCGGAAACAUUGGCUUGUAUGUGGAUAUUUUUGUACGGUUGUUUUUCAUGCAUAUAAAAUCUUACUUGGGUGAACAUCGGUGUGAAAGUGGCAAUGUUUAAAGGGGACACUAUGAACAUCUGGGUCACCGGAGCACUAAACAAC